AUGACACUUGGAAGAUACCAAUAUCUUGCACCGCCAUCAAAAGUGGCUAAACUAAAUCGUCUUCGCUUCUUUGGUCAUAUAUUAAGGAGACCGGCAGAUCGCUUUGUUCGGCAAGUUCUGAGCAGUUUGCCGGCUUCGAGCUGGAAGAAGCCACCUGGCCGAAAACGGAAGUUUUGGACUGAGGUGGCGAAAGAGGAGCUGAGGGCACUUGGAUAG
Molecule: messenger RNA, 216 nt
Organism: Necator americanus (New World hookworm)
Lineage: Eukaryota; Metazoa; Nematoda; Chromadorea; Rhabditida; Ancylostomatidae
Exons: 1
Coding region: 1-216 (71 amino acids)
Source: RefSeq, a predicted model, not a curated record